Messenger RNA from Ophidiomyces ophidiicola, 1197 nucleotides. RefSeq lists its product as uncharacterized. NCBI's taxonomy places the organism in Eukaryota, Fungi, Ascomycota, Eurotiomycetes, Onygenales, Onygenaceae. The record is from RefSeq and is a predicted model, not a curated record. The coding region runs from base 1 to 1197 and encodes 398 amino acids. The transcript is spliced from 3 exons.
AUGGGCCCGAAUAAGGUACGCGAUGGUCUACGUAGGUUUUGUUAUGAUCUGUUCCAAGCAGACUAUACGCCUUGGUGCGCGGGAGCUGGAGAGUUGGACGAUAUGGCACAACAUGUGCACAAUGACCUUCAAAUUCUUGGUAGAAGCCGUGGUGCCCUGGCUGAAAAACGAUCAUUUCUUGCGGACAUUUUCCACACCGCAUACGACACCGUUAAAAUGGGGUUGGAUGGAAACUACGAGGAUAAAUUCUUUGGGGUUAUUGAGACAGAUGCUCCAAUAGAGUACGACAAAAAUGUGCGACGGCUUAGGGCUGUUAUUCAGCAUCUUAAUAUAUCCUUUGCAAGGAAAAUGAGCCAAACUGGACCCAAAGAUCAAAUCGAAAAUCCGUCAUUAACCGACUUUGGUGAAGAGUCUACGGCGUCUUCUAUUGAGAUGGAAAUCGACGAAGAUUCCCAGUCAUCAAGAAGUUCAAUGGAGUCUCUGAAAACGACAAUAACAAUUGAAAAGGUGGUUCAGAUGCUGGGGAGAAGUCGUGGCCGAGAGAUUCCUGGAACAUUUAAUCCUAUGCUUAUUAGUCAUUUAUUCUGGGAGCAAUCAGAAGACUGGGUUGCAAUAGCUGAAAGGCAUAUUGUGAGAGUUCAUGCGGCCUGCACAAGGUUUCUACACUUCAUCUUGGACCACGCAACAGCACCAGAAAUCAAACAGCGGUUGUUUGACUUUGCUGUAGCUCCGGUAAUGAAGUCAAUUCACCAGGCUGCCUUAGAUGAACUACCUAAAAAAGCCACCAUUGAUGUGGAUGAGAAGACAUGGACGAGUGGUAAAGGUUAUGAGACGAAAGGCUAUGUUGACCCUAUCAUUCUGAAUGGAAUCCUUCCACAGGCUGUAAAACAAAAUAUGGACAAAUUUUCCGCUGAACAGGCUGUCAAUGCAAGUAAUGCAUACUAUAAGGCAGAGCGCAAGUAUUUUAUCGACGUGGUGGCUAAGCAAGUGGUUGAACGACAUCUAGUUGCUCCUUUGGCAGGGGUUUUCUCGCCAAGAGUGUUAGCUUGCUACAGUGAUAAAGAGAUCAAUUUUCUGGCAGCUGAAUCUGCGGAGGUGGUACAACUCCGGCAGCAUUUAGAGAACAAAUAUGGUAUGCUGCAGCAAGGUCAAGAAGCUUUUCGGAUGGCAAUGGGGCAAUCUGUAGGGCUAGCAUGA